UUAAUCACUGACGGUAAUUUUCUGCGCAUGCGCAAUUUACUGCAGUGAAAACAAACUCUCCUGGAGCAGUCAUUUUAACCUAGCGAAGCUGGAGUGAACACAUAGAAGUUUUUAAAAUGCCAAAUAGUUGUGCUGCUUUUGGUUGUUCAAACCAUAAUUUAAUGGAAAAUAAACCUGGAUUCUACAGAUUUCCGAAUAACAACCCAGAACGAAGAAAAAUGUGGAUAAGUGCAUGUAAAAGGAAAAACAAAGAUGGUACUGCUGACUGGAACCCAACUGGAAAAAAUGUUUAUCUCUGUGGGAAACAUUUUACAACUGGGAAACCAGUAAAAGAUCCUGCACAUCCUGACUACAUACCAACUAUAUUUGUGUAUACACAAAAUGAUUCAGAAAAAAACAAGAAGAAAAUAGAAAGAUUCGAGUCAGCCAAAAAAAGAAGCCUAGCAAAAGCAAGAACACCCGUCGCACCAAAAAAACAGCGUACCUUAAAUUUUGUUUCACCAGGAAAGCCACCAUUACAGCAAAGUAACACAUUUAUUUCACCACCACUAUCACCAUGUUCUAGUACUACAUCUCUGAUGUCACCACUGCCAGAAAUGCCUGAAAUGGAAGUAGACUUUUCGCUUUCUUCACAAACACAACAGGGGCGGAUCUAGCAAAUUUUAUUUGUA
Hydractinia symbiolongicarpus is the source of this 671-nucleotide messenger RNA. Its product is annotated as THAP domain-containing protein 7-like. The record is from RefSeq and is a predicted model, not a curated record. Bases 117 to 656 code for a protein of 179 amino acids. The transcript is spliced from 2 exons. NCBI's taxonomy places the organism in Eukaryota, Metazoa, Cnidaria, Hydrozoa, Anthoathecata, Hydractiniidae.